Moneuplotes crassus is the source of this 1551-nucleotide messenger RNA. NCBI's taxonomy places the organism in Eukaryota, Ciliophora, Spirotrichea, Euplotida, Euplotidae. The record is from the annotation of a GenBank genome assembly.
AUGAACUCUCGUAACCUACCUUCUUCAUCAUUCAGGCCUACCAAUAGCCUUCAAGUGGAAGAAUUAAAAUCACAUCCAGCAAGUGACUCGUAUCUUGGAUCGAUUUCUGAGAGAGAGUCUGAACAUACUGAUUAUAGCCAUAAAAAGCCUAAAUAAAAGCUUCUUUCGCUCAUUAUUCUGAUUUAUGAGCAAGAAUAAGAAUAAAAUAACCCCAAAAACAUUAACAAAUGAUGAAAUAACAGAUCAGAAUGAUAGUGCCUUGGUGUCAAAGUCAACAAGAAAAAGGAAACAAAAAUCUCUAGUUCAAAGAGAUUUCUACAAAAACACAAACAACAAGAAAUAGAACAGCAUUUACCAAAAUCAAUUAUAAAGCAAGAUCUGGAACGCAUCUUGAGUCAUCACUAGCCCUUUUAGGCAAAUAAAUCUGCUAAUAAAAAAGGCAAAAAGACUAUUGUGCUAAACCUUGAUGAGACUCUAGUUCAUUCAAAAUUUGGGAGAUAUGAAGAUGCUGAUAAGUUCUUCUGUUUUAAAAGUGACACUUCCUAUUAUGCAAUUAGCAUGUAUAUGAGGCCUCAUUUAGAUCAGUUUUUAACCUUUCUAUACGAGAAUUUUGAAGUUGUUUUCUACACUUCUGCGAUAGAAAAGUAUGCAAACGAGGUGUUUGAUCAAAUUGACCCUGAAAGGAAAGCAGAAAGCAGACUUUACCGAGAUUCCUGAAUGUUUAGAGAUGGAAUAUAUAUAAAAACUUUGAAAAGGCUCAGAAGACACCCUUCAACAGUCAUAGUUUUAGAGAAUAAUCCAGUGUCUGUUUGCUUGAAUCCAAAUAAUGUUUUCCCAAUUAAAUCAUGGUUUGGUUCGAAGAAAGAUAAGGAAUUGUUAGAUAUAAUCCCCAUAUUGAAAUCUCUAGCUGCUGUCAAAGAUGUACGAGGAGUAAUUAAAAGGAUCUUUGAAAGCACAGGCAUCACUCACUCAGAAUCGAAUCAACAUGUAAAUGAUCUGUACCAAAAUCCCAAAAAUAUUAAAGAAGAUGAUCAGCUAAAUUACAAAGCUGUCAUUGGGAAUUACUACCCUCCAAUGGAAGAGUAUGAUCCGAUUAAAAUUAGCAAAAAUUUGGCAAAAACAGAAAUGAUUUCGUCAUCUGGGACAGCUGUCAAAUAUCCUGAUGAAGAAGUUAACUAUAUUUUAUUCUGACAUGCUUUAAAUAAUCCAGAGGAAGCUUUGAACACUGAAGAAGUACAAGACGAAGAAGAGAAUAUCAACCAUGGGCCUAGGAAAGUCAUUUUAUAUAAUCCAAUCGAAGAGGAAGAAUUUGAGGAGAGUAGUAUGAACGUCAAAGAGAAUUCCAGCAGUCAUAACAAGAUCACUAUUACUGAAUCAAACCCAAGCUUCGCAGUUAAAAUGCUUAAGAAUUUCCAAGAUCCAAGCUCGUUGACUAUUUCUGAGAAUCAGAGUAAAUCAGAUGCAUCGAUGGGUAUUCCUCAGCCUACUAAGCUUAGUGAGCAUUUGAAGGCAUUUUUUUGAUUUGAUAAAUAAAUCCACUACUCUCUUCAA